Molecule: messenger RNA, 964 nt
Organism: Arabidopsis lyrata subsp. lyrata
Lineage: Eukaryota; Viridiplantae; Streptophyta; Magnoliopsida; Brassicales; Brassicaceae
Exons: 7
Coding region: 139-726 (195 amino acids)
Source: RefSeq, a predicted model, not a curated record
AACCCUAACUAAACCGGGUCGUAACUUUCUUCUAUUACGAUUCUUCUUCUUCUUCUUCUUCUUCUCCAUUGAUUCAAUCCCAAGCAAAGCUUCUUCAAUCUUCCUCGUUGCAAUAGCGAAAUUCGUUGAGUGUUUUGAAUGGAGGCAGUAAUUAGGAAAUGGCAGCAGAAGUUCAGAAAAGCCAAGGAGGAGAUGGAAAAGUGGGAGGCACUUCAAGUUCGAUGGGUUUUCCUCUUCAGGAACGCUUCUUCUAUUACUCAGAGAUUACAGGAUAUGCAAAAUCAUGGGAGCUAUGGAGCUUUGAGAUGCCUGAAAGGGAUUGAAGACGCGGUUGUGCAACAACAGAUGGGUCAACUGGAGUCUCUAUUGCGUUCCAUGAAAAACGUUCUGGAGGAAUUCUGGGGCUGUGUUUUGACAUUUGAGAAGCUACAUCGAGAUGGUUUGCAGUUACUCGAAGUUGAAUCGAGCAAGAGGCGAGUAGAGGAACGAAUUGGAGUAAAACCUUGCAUUGCUGAUUGCUUGGAGGGACUUUCUAUUGUUUAUGACAUGCAUCAAUCAGAAUACCAUCUCAAAUCUUCAAUUCUUUCGGCACUUUCAUGUAUUAUCCUGAAACCAAGUCCUGGUGAUCUAAACGCGCUACAAUACCUCGUGGUUGAUCAGCCUAAUAUCCCAAAAGACGAAGUGCAACACAUUUUCGAUGUCAUAUUCGCGGAAGAGAUCAAAUGAUGUAAAAAGGAAUUGUUUUUGUUUGAGUUGCAAAAAGAUAGUUCUUCGUACAAAGCAACUACUCUUUCGGAAACGCAAUAAAAGUGUGACGACUAGCUUAAGAGAAUUAUCAUAAAUGAUAUUUGUGAUAUUUUAAGCAUGUAUUAGAGCGUAAGCGACAAAAAAAAAUUGUAGUUUUCUAAUUUUUUUUUAUCAGAAUACUCUAAAAUAAUAUAACUCCCUAACAUUUUAAGCAUCU